GCUGUUGAAGCAAUAGCCACUUUUCUGAGCUCAAUAACAUCUUUUGUAGUGCAAUAUGUGAAAGUUAACUGGGACCUUUUUGGAGAACUGGCUUUAGGCAUCUUCUCUGCAAUAGAUGCUUGUUCUCUAUUUCUCAUGCACUUCACUACCAACAUCUGGGCAUGUUACGCCGGCUAUCUCAUUUUCAAAGCAUGCUAUAUGCUCCUCAUAACAAUAGCAACGUUCCAGAUUGCAGUCAAUCUGAGCAUGGAACGCUAUGCCUUGAUGUUUGGAUUCAACAACUUGGUUGCACUGGUGAUUCAGGCCAUUCUUACAGUAGUUGUCGUGGAUUCAAGAGGCCUGGGACUGGACAUAGUGACUCAGUUCUUAAUUUAUGGAAGCUACUUCGCAGUCGUAGCUGGGAUUUUCUUGAUCAGAAGCAUUUGCAUGCUUAUCUCAAGCAAAUGCCAAAGGAAAAUAGCAAGAUCUUGCAAAGAGCAUCUGAACCAUGCUGAACACGAAUCAAAAGAGCAGAUUGUAACUGGCUAUACGACAUGGCU
Tauraco erythrolophus (red-crested turaco) is the source of this 539-nucleotide messenger RNA. NCBI's taxonomy places the organism in Eukaryota, Metazoa, Chordata, Aves, Musophagiformes, Musophagidae. The record is from RefSeq and is a predicted model, not a curated record.